AUGGAGCAUCAAAGGAAUGUUACAGAAUUCAUUCUUUUGGGACUUUCACAGGUCCCAGAGGUACAAAAAGCAUUGUUCCUUCUGUUCAUUAUUAUAUAUGUCAUCACCAUUGUGGGCAAUCUCCUCAUUGUUUUCACCAUUGUUAGUAGCCAGUCUCUAUCCUCACCCAUGUAUUUUUUCCUGGCCUACUUAUCUUUUGUUGAUACCUGCUACUCCUCCUCAGUGGCCCCAAAACUCAUUACAGAUUGCCUAUAUGAGAAGAAAACCAUUUCCUUCAAUGGGUGCAUGACCCAACUCUUUGCAGAACAUUUUUUUGGUGGUACAGAGAUUAUUCUGCUCACAGUGAUGGCCUAUGACCGCUAUGUGGCCAUCUGUAAGCCCUUGCACUAUGUGACUAUCAUGAACCAGCGUCUUUGUGGUCUUCUAGUGUUAGUGGCAUGGGUAGGUGGCUUUCUACAUUCCACAAUUCAGAUUCUUCUUGUCUUCAGGUUACCCUUCUGUGGGCCCAAUCUGAUGGAUCACUUUGUUUGUGAUUUUUACCCACUUUUGGAACUUGCUUGUACUGACACCUAUGCUAUUGGCAUCUUGGUGAUGGCCAACAGUGGAGUAAUCUGCCUGUUAAACUUCAUCAUGCUAGCAGCUUCCUAUGUCAUCAUCUUGCAUUCCUUGAGGUUCCACAGUGUGGAGGGGAGAAGUAGAGCCCUCUCUACCUGCAGUUCUCAUUUCACUGUAGUUGUCUUAUUCUUUGUACCCUGUAUAUUCACAUAUGUACGGCCCUUGUGUACUCUGCCUAUUGAUAAAACUGUGGCCAUAUUCUAUGGCAUUCUCACUCCUAUGCUGAACCCCCUGAUCUAUACCCUGAGAAACUCAGAGGUAAAAAAUGCCAUAAGGAAAUUCUGGGGAUAA
Monodelphis domestica (gray short-tailed opossum) is the source of this 906-nucleotide messenger RNA. Its product is annotated as olfactory receptor 4C3. Gene Ontology annotation, biological process: G protein-coupled receptor signaling pathway. Gene Ontology annotation, molecular function: G protein-coupled receptor activity; olfactory receptor activity. The record is from RefSeq and is a predicted model, not a curated record. NCBI's taxonomy places the organism in Eukaryota, Metazoa, Chordata, Mammalia, Didelphimorphia, Didelphidae. Gene Ontology annotation, cellular component: membrane.